GUUAUGGUUUUGCAGAUAUGUGUACUAAACUACAAGACCUUGGAUUCUUCACAAGCAUUGAAGAUAUCAAAGCCUUCCUGUUCAGUGAUGAGGAGAUAACAGCAUCAUGGCUUGAUGCUGUGCAGUAUUCAUUGAGCACUAGUGGUGACUUGAUUUCCUUCCUUUACAAAAACCGUUUGAUAAUAACUAAAUUAAAGGAAAGUGCCGAUAACAAUACAGUUGAGUAUGACAUCACUCACAAAGGUGUUAUUGCAGAUAUAAAUGAAGAGUCUGCAUCAUGCUUGCUGUCCCUCUCAGUGGCAUUACAGCAGAAGAGUGUUGGAGCCACAACCCUCAUUAAAACAAGCACGUGGAACUGUAUUGCUGUGGGCUUCACUUCCGGGUAUUUCAGAAUAUAUACAGAAACUGGUGUUCAACUGUUUGAACAGAUAUUUCACCCUCAGCCCAUCAAGUCUAUGAAAUACUGCCUGCCGAAAGUACUGCAGGACGAACUGCUUGUUAUAUAUGACGACAUUCUCAUUGCUGUAGAUGGUUUCAGCUUGUAUCAAUGUCUCCGGUUUUGUAGAAUGCAGCAGCUCCGGACCACUGCAAGCCCAAAUGCUGCUAAGAACAUCAGUAUAUCCUUCAAGAAAUGGUCACUUCAAGAUCAAAAGUCUACAACUGAUGUUGAAUUUUAUGGUGUGAGAAAUACGACCCCAUUCGAGCACCUUUACCAAGCAUCGUUAGCUGGAGGUUCUGCAAACUAUAUCGGACAAGCAGGACUUGGGCCUGUUUACAACUAUGUAGCAGUGGGUAAAGGACCCUUCAUUGCUCAAUACUGUCCCUCAGAACAGGCAGCACAGCCCAUCAUGUCAGAGGUAGUAAUGAACGUAGCUACCAAGCUCAUGUCUUAUAUUCCUGGAUCUAGUUGGCUAACUGGCUGGUCUCAGGCUGCAAAAGAAAACCAGAUCACCUUUGAGCCCCCAAUUGCUAUAACUAAAAACAUAUGUAUAGACGAUCCUAGAAGAGAAAUUGUUUCAAUCAAGGCGUCCCCCAGAGGAAACCUAGCUGUUUUAGCGGAUACAUUUGGUAGACUCUUAUUGCUGGAUGUUGCUAGCAUGAUUCUAGUUAACAUUUGGAAAGGAUACAGGGAUGCUCAGUGCGGGUGGAUUGCUGUGCCUUGUGAACAGGUUCAUAACUCUACAAUCAGGCCACAGCACACAUUGUUCCUCGUGAUAUACGCUAAAAAGCGUGGUAUUUUGGAGGUAUGGUGCCCCUACCAGCACUACAGAGUAGCUGCGUUUAAUGUGGGAAAGAAAGGGGUACUCUUAUCCAGCAUGUACGGAGCUCUUGGAGAGGGAUCCUUGUCUUCUCCUCUCGCAAUCCCAGCUUGGAGGCCAGCCAAAUCCUGCUGCUUUCUAAUCAAGGAAACUGGCAAGGUGAUAAAUGUCAGUGUUCCAUUUGAAAGCUGUCUCGGAUUGGAGUAUCUGCUUUCACUAGAAGAUUCCAAGUUGGUUAACAAAGCCCUAGACAUUGUGCAGGCUGAUAACUUUUCUCCUGAGCAUGCAACUGAGAUUGAUAAUCUUGUCCAAGAAAUCAAGCUAGCAACGAAUGUUUGGACAGUUAUACAGGCUGUAUUUGAUUCUCCUCACAUAUCUUUAUCCUACAAAACAACCUUGUGUAAUUCUAUCAUGGCUGACAUUUCUGGUUCCAAAGAACUUUGUCAACAACCUGAGUUUAUAAAACUAUAUCAAUCUUGUGAUGUGUUUACCAAACUAUCAACCCUCUACAGUAAUGUUACUGAGCAAUGGAAGGCAACAACUUUCUUGAGCUCAUCAAAACAAUCCCCUCUACUAUCAGAAAUUCAACCUGUCAUAGAAACUUACUUUGGAAAAGCAAAGAUCAAAUCUUCUUUUGAAUUUCCUGGUGUUAUAGAAUUUAGUAAGAGUUUUGUGAUAACCCGAAACCUUAACUCCAUUGAUGAAAAAUCAAAGUUGUCAAUUGAGCUGCCUGAUAAUCAGAGGGAAACUGUAUCAAGGUUUUUGACUCUGUUGUUCCUUUAUUCAGAAGAUUGGAUACCAGCAUUUGAUCAGCUCUUGAAUUGCGGCAUGUCCCUACCACUGAUCUUCACAAUGUUCAUUGAGGCUUGUUUAACUCUAGACAUUCAGAUCUCCUCUCAAUUGUACCAGUCACAAAUAUGUGAAGUUAUCCAGCAUAUUCUCUCAAAGUUUGAUAAUCCGAAGGAAUGCUGGGACAUCAUGUUUGAUGUUCUUAAGUCCAGUAAAAAUGUUUGCCACGGUCUCAUCCUAGCGAUAUACUGUCAGGCUAUAGCCGUUGUAACCCUCGAGUUCACCACCACAACAUUUGAAACAGAGCAAGACAGCCACAAGGUAGACAGUGACAGUGACAGUGGUGAGGAACAAGAAUGGGUGGCCCUGGACCCGGAACACGAGCAGUGGUACACAACACGGCAACAACUCUCUGAUGUCCUCCAUCUCCAGAUAAACACGGGGGUCGACUGUACUGUAAAUACGCUCCUACGAUCUAACAAUCAAACUGUUACCCACGUGGUUGCUAACCAUAUCAUUGAGAAUGAUCUUAUUCAGAACGUUAUAGACUGGGUAGAGAGGUUAAGGAACCACAAGUUAGAGGAGGGCGAAGUUAGUGAACCAGAGGAGGUGUUUGAUGAUAACCUAAACUGGCUACUAAACGUAGUGCCCUGGUGGCCGUACCAACUCCAUCCCACUACAAUAUCAGUGUGUCUGAUUGAGUGUUUGAUAUUCAGGUGGAGUGCUGUGCUGGAUGAGCAGAGUCCUGAUGUGGAUGUGGAGUACCUUGUCUCCGCUUCUAAAGUCCUCCUCAGUCUCAAGUAUGUAACAGUGCAGCAAGCACUGCUUAGUGUUCUGUGGGAAACCGUGUUUUGCUCAAAGAUUAAGAAAAUGUACGCUCUCAUUGAAAAGGUUGGGAGGCAACCCAAGGACAGACUAUGUGUGAAAGAGCUGUCUCUGACCCUGGCUUCAGUGAUUGACUUUAUAUCUGUAGCCCGGAAUAUCCUGGUGAAUGUAAACAUUUCAACUGAUCCCAGCGAGGAUAGGCUUGUUGUAAAACAGGAGAACGUGUGGGCCUCUGACAGUAGGAGCUGGCUCCUACACAAAGUAGUGAGUACAGAACAAAAACUGAACCCUGACUUUGUCAUACUCCACGCUCAAAUAGUCACCUCUCUAGAGCUCAUAAUCUCCCUCAACAUCAAGAACAUCAGACCCUCUGUUCUCUUCCACUCCAAGUUCGCCAACCUCUUCUUCUCCCCUCUCACUACCCCCGGCACCUUCAAGUUCUCCACCACCCCCGACAUAGACACCCUCCACGAACAGAUGCUGAAGAUGUGUGUAAAAGCUUCUGUGAACUCUGACAUGAACCUCACACCUUACCAAACCUCCUGGACAUAUCUCAUUAUAAACCUCGCUACACUGUGGGAGAUUGCAGUACCUAUACAAUCAUACUUAGCUGUGUUUUUAUACAGUCUAGGUAAGUUUGAUGAGGGUAACGAGAUAGUGCUUACCUCUCUACACAGACCGCAACUAGGAGUAGAGCUGUUAAACGUGCUGCUGUCCCUUCUUGAAAUGUUAAUAUUCCUUGACGAGACUAGUCAGAAGUUUUACCUGCCCGUGCUGACUCCUUCCUUAAGUAGCUGGCUCAGAUCCAAGAGAGAUCCUAAUGUGGCGCUGUUGGAUAUUAAGACUGUAUUCAAGGCGUUUUCAAAUGUCUUAACUUGGGUUUCGGGUGACGACAUUAUUAUUAAUAAUUCUAGGGAACUGCGUCUCAGCCUGUUGAAAGUGUUGUAGUUUUUAGUUCUAAUAUGACAAAGAUUUUCAGAAUGCAAAGAUAUACAUUUUAAUUUCUUUGAAUUUUCACUAAUUUUAUCAUUUCAGUUUACGUGUUCUAACCUCUUUGUCGUUGCACUGAAAGUGGCUAUUAGAAUUUUCACGCUCUAGAUGAUUUCGCUGAUGCUUCUGUAGUUUUAGUUUUUAUCGAUGAAAUUUUUGGUCGUGUGUGAAUGCAUUUAUCUGGGAUUGAGUUUUAGAAUGUUUUGUGUAAUCAUGUUAAUAGUGAAUAUAAAACAUUGAAUUCA
Bolinopsis microptera is the source of this 4108-nucleotide messenger RNA. RefSeq names its product rab3 GTPase-activating protein non-catalytic subunit-like. The transcript has a single exon. NCBI's taxonomy places the organism in Eukaryota, Metazoa, Ctenophora, Tentaculata, Lobata, Bolinopsidae. Gene Ontology annotation, biological process: regulation of GTPase activity. The record is from RefSeq and is a predicted model, not a curated record. Bases 18 to 3821 code for a protein of 1267 amino acids.